Messenger RNA from Lotus japonicus, 2152 nucleotides. RefSeq names its product probable disease resistance protein At1g52660. The coding region runs from base 352 to 1971 and encodes 539 amino acids. The transcript has 3 exons. NCBI's taxonomy places the organism in Eukaryota, Viridiplantae, Streptophyta, Magnoliopsida, Fabales, Fabaceae. Gene Ontology annotation, biological process: signal transduction; defense response. The record is from RefSeq and is a predicted model, not a curated record. Gene Ontology annotation, molecular function: ADP binding.
ACAAAAAGACCAGACUCGAAAGAACAUUAAAAAAGAAGACCAUGCGGCUAUGUAGGUGAAAAAUAAAUAAAAUAUACUAACACCUACAGAACAGAAGGUCUUGGUUAACAAGUAUAAGAGCAUGAGCUUAACAGAGUCUGAGAUCAUCUCUAUACUUCAUCCUAAAUGAUAACUAGGCACCAAAUUAAAUCAGCGUUCUAGCAACAAUCUUUGCAGGAUUAUCAUUCACCAUUUAAAUUUUAUCUAUACUUCCAGUAAGAAGUUUGGCUGAAGCACUCAGCCAAAUCAAUCUCAGUGACUUUCUGGUUGUCUGAGAAAGCAAGGUCUUCAAGUAACUUUUGUUUAAAUUAAAUGGAAGAUACACUUUUCUUGCCCAUCAAGAUAUUGAUACGUGAUGGAAUGUAUAUGGUUUUUGUAAACAAAAUCAUUGAAAACGUGGACAAUGAAAUGGAAAAGUUGAUUUCAAAUCGAGGUUUUGUGCGGCAAAAGGUUGAAGCUACAAACAAAGCAGAAAAAGUCAAUGAUGCUGUUCCAGAGUGGCUAAAAGAUGCAGAGAAACUCAUAGAAGAGGAGGAGAAAUUUGAAAUAGAAAUGGAUACUGAGAGAUCCAAUAACUGUUUUACAGGGCCAUUUUGUGUUUUUGGUAGUGAGAGGAGAUACAAGUUGUACAGUGAAAUGCUAGAGAAAAUGAAGACACUAAAUACCAAAUGUAAUUUUGAGCCAUUUUCCAGCCCAAUUCCAAGUUUAGAGUACUUCUCUUCUGGAUAUUUUGUGUCUUUUGAGUCCACAAAAAAUACCUCGGAUCAACUUAUGGAAGCACUACAAGAUGAUAGGAGUCGUGUCAUUGGAUUGUAUGGGAAGCAGGGCUCUGGUAAAACAAAAUUGGCAGAAGCAGUGGGUGAGAAAGCCAAGUAUUUAAAUAUUUUUAAUGAAGUUGUUUUUGUCACAGUGCCCCAAAAUUCAAAUACUCUUUGGAGUAUUCAAGACCAAAUUGCGGACUCGUUGGAUCUGACAUUUGACAGAAAUUCUGAACUUGCAAGAGCAAAGGCGAUAUCUUCAGAGAUCAAAAAUAAGGAUCGAGUUCUUGUUAUCUUGGAUGAUGUUCGGGCAAAGCUUGAGCUAAAAGAUAUAGGUAUUCCUAUUAAAGGUAAAUGGUGCAAGGUUCUUGUGGCCACACGCCAUCAACAAGAAUGUACCUUGCUGGAUUGUCAAAUCGAGAUUCCUCUUCAUCCAUUGUCUGAAGAGGAAGCUUGGACUUUGCUCAAAGGAUAUUCAGGCAUAGAUGAUGAGUCCUCCUCCGACUUAUUAAAUGUGGCACGAGAAGUUGCUAAUGAAUGUCAAGGGUUACACAGUAGAAUCAAAGAUGUGGGAUAUUCAUUUAAAGGUCAAUCCAUUGAGGAGUGGAAAGCAUUGUUAGACAGUUUGAGACAUUCGGCUCGCUACCAAAUCUUUCUCAGCUUUCGGGGAGAUGAUACUCGCUACUCUUUUACAGGUUCUCUCUAUGAUGCUCUUUGCAAAGAGGGAUUCAAGACCUUCAUGGAUGAUGGUGGGUUGGAGAGUGGUGAUCAGAUUUCGCUUUCUCUUACAAGUGCAAUUGGAGCAUCAAGGCUUUCCAUUGUUGUUCUAUCUGAAAACUACGCAAGUUCCUCUUGGUGUCUUGAGGAGCUUGUCAACAUCCUUGAGUGUAAGAAGACGAAGAAUCAGUUAGUUUGGCCAAUCUUUUAUAAAGUGGAUCCAUCAGUUAUAAGACAUCAAAAAAGUAGUUAUGAAAAAGCCAUGCUUGCACAUGAAAAUAGACUUGGGAAUGAUUCUAAGAAGCUGCAGAGAUGGAAGUCAGCCUUGUCUGAAAUUGCCGGCUUGUCUGGAAUGGAAUAUAGUACAGGGUAUGAACAUAAAUUUAUUCUAAGGAUUGUGGAAAGGGCCAAGAAUAUUAAAAGUAGUUUAUAUGUACGGAGCAUAGAUAUGGAGUAGAAGGAAGAACUUGGUUUCUCAUAAGUGCUGCUGAAGACAAAAUUGAUAGAAUAGGAUAUUAUUUAUUCUCUUUGUAAUUACGCCUGUAAUUAGGGUUUAAUAUUUAUUGUUAGUCAACUAGGUAAGUUGUAUAUAUAGGGUAUUUCAUUAUCAAUAAUACUCACGGAAUUGAUUUCCUUCA